This is a messenger RNA of Eimeria acervulina, 405 nucleotides long. Its product is annotated as N-acetyltransferase 5, putative. The record is from RefSeq and is a predicted model, not a curated record. The transcript has 3 exons. Gene Ontology annotation, cellular component: NatB complex. Gene Ontology annotation, biological process: N-terminal peptidyl-methionine acetylation. Lineage: Eukaryota; Apicomplexa; Conoidasida; Eucoccidiorida; Eimeriidae. Gene Ontology annotation, molecular function: protein-N-terminal amino-acid acetyltransferase activity. Bases 1 to 405 code for a protein of 134 amino acids.
AUGUCUAUAUUACUGCGUCCUCUGACGCCGAGAGAUCUGCAUGCAUUUGAGAUAAUAAAUGCAGAUAAAUUUACAGAGACUUUUAUUAAUACUUUUUACUUAAAAUAUUUAAACUCUUGGGCGGACUUAUGCUGGGCUGCUGUUGCUGCUGACUCAACUGUGCUAGGAUAUGUUAUAGGAAAGGUAGAGGGAGAGGGCUUAGAGUGGCAUGGACAUCUGACAGCGCUGUCUGUAGCUGCUGAAGCAAGAGGGUCGGGGGUGGAACAGAAGCCCCCAGGCUUUGACCAGCAGCAGCAACAGCAGCAGCAGCAGCAGCAGAAGCAACAGCAACAGCAACAGCAACAGCAACAGCAGCAGCAGCAGCAGCAGCAGGCUAAAGGGAGACGAAGGAAAGGCAAGAAGUAA